GUUGAGCUACCAACCAGCCCCAAAGGCUGUGAAUCUCACCAAAGAUUAACCAAAUAAUAAUAAUAGCUACUUAAUAAAGCAGUCUCUACAAUUCUAAGAGAUUUGUGGCCUGGUAUUCAAAGCAAAGUGAAAAGCCAGUAAUUUGCAACAUUUACUUUUUUUAACAGCAAGAUACUCGGCCGGUUCCUUUCAGCGGAAGCCCCGGUUAUCUCCCUGGGUUACCGAUAAAAGCCGGAUUCAGAUCCACUGGAUAUCCUUUUUUUUCCUCCACUAUUUAAGCAAAACUCACUCUGGGGGCUGCAAGUGUCAUAAGCGUGGAACAACAAUCAUCAGUCCCUUUUUCAGGGCCAUUGUAGCUCCGAACCGUCACUAACUGAAUCUUUGUAAGUCAAGGACUACCCCUAGCUGGCAUUGUGGAGCUGGGCUCAGCCGGUGCUUUGAAUCAGUUCCGCCCUCAGGUUUGCAAGCCACAACCUACGAUGUGUGCAUUGUGCAAAUCCUUGUAAUUGGGGCCGAUGAAUCCACGAUGAAAGAAACCCCCCCUUAAGCCCAGCUGCUGCUGCGACAACAGAACCUGUGUUUUUCCUUCACUCGCUGCGUUCACCUCUGGGGUCAUUCAGAGUCUGAACGAAAGAAGCCAGCUGACCAUGAUGAAAAGCACCCCAGUCCAGGAUUGUUUCCGGGCAGAAGGGAGCCGAACCCCAGUACUGUUCGGGUACGAUAUGGUCUCCGGAUGCAAAGUGAGCAUUCCCGGCAGUGCCGAAUGUACACUUCUGGCUCCAGAGAUCCUAAGGGUGCUGAAGGGCCAAAAUUUCCCAGACUACGUGGCCUCUUUUGGAGAUUCCUUGCCUCAGAACGGACCGGACUGGGUCCAGAUCUCUUACAAUUCCACCAAACCGGCCACCUGUGAAAUCCCCGUCUCCUUUGAAGUGCACGUGAAGUGGACUAAAUACGGCUCCUUGGUGAACCCCCAGGCUAAAAUCAAGAGCGUCACGGUGACCGUAAGAACGGCCCCCUUACCCCAGGUCGAGCCGGGAAGCGAAAGCAUCGUGGAGAUAUUCAGCUCCGUCUCCUUUGUGGAUAUCUCUGCCCCUGCACAGCCGGGAUACAAAGCUUGGCCCACCAUCGAGGCCCACCUGCCGUUUGAUUUUUUCUUCCCUUUUGUUUAAAACCCCCUGCAGAACCCGGAAGAGGCCGGCCUCGUUUUUCUUUUAAAAAGGGUGGGUGGGUGUCGUUCUUCAGAGCCAGGCUGAAGCGGGAAACAGCUGUUGCGUCCAAGGGAGCAGAGACCGCCCGUCGCUUCUGCCAGCAUCGACUCUGGGAAGACUCCCAGCUGGGAUUACGGUGGACCGUGGCAAGAGUUUGGUUGAAAGUCUGCGGCUAGUUCAUAAGCGGAUACGGACCGAGGCAUGGGUUCUGCCAGGGGCUGCUGCGCAGGAGAAACAAGCAGACGGGAAGGCUGGGAGGUGGAGCCCCCCGAUUGGAGAACUUGGCUUGCGAUAACACGAGUCAGGUAUAACGGGGGGCCUCCGGGAACUUAAGAUGCCAUCGUUAACGGAUCCCGGAGCCCAGAUGCUCAAAGGGCAUCAGAAAAAUAAAAGAAUUAACAUUCUGCAACAGGGACGUUGGAGAAGGAUUCUGUCCUCGUACCUGAAGAAACCCCUUCCGACUCUUACAAGGGCAGCUUUGGUGAACUACCAGAGGCCAAUUCCCAGUAUGGAUUUGAAUUUAUUACAUGAUUAUUAUUAUUAUUAUUUCCCCUAAGUCUUGUGGAACUGUACAGCUGUACAAGAAAGAACGGCAGGGCGCAUUUUAGAGUGCUGGAGCUGUUCUACCCACGUGGGGUUUCCAGAGGAGAGAUCGAGGCCAGCCGAGUCCCCCCAGCUGGGUGCCCUCCAACCAAACCCGCCUCCGAGCAGGACUUGGGAGGAUGGCGGAAGGCGGCGUCCACUCUAUCUGAAGGGCAUCAGCUCCGGAGGAAAGCAGCCGGCAUGCGGAUAAAUGUGCCAAAAGGAUCUGUUUACAAGGUCACCCUGUCAAAUGUAAAACUGGUUUUCUCAGGGCCAGAACAGAAUCCAAGGAAGAGGUUUGGUCCAGCUCAGGCGCCUUAUUUGGCCUGGUUGAGGAGCCCAUGUUGCUUCAUCAGGUUGGUCAGCCUUUCAAUUUCUAUUUCCUGUUGGAGGAAAAAGGAGGGCAGGUGAUUUCCUGUGUCCCUCGAUGCAUCAUUUUUAUCAACAGCCCUUUUCCAUUUUGGGGGGAAGGGGGGAAACAGAAAAGAAAAAGUGGAAUUUAAAUGCUCGGAGAGCUUUGAAAGCUCUAUGGCCAAUUGGAUCUUCACUUGAAUAAACAUCUGAAUUUUCUCAGUC
Thamnophis sirtalis is the source of this 2366-nucleotide messenger RNA. Lineage: Eukaryota; Metazoa; Chordata; Lepidosauria; Squamata; Natricidae. The record is from RefSeq and is a predicted model, not a curated record.